Molecule: messenger RNA, 513 nt
Organism: Diospyros lotus (date-plum)
Lineage: Eukaryota; Viridiplantae; Streptophyta; Magnoliopsida; Ericales; Ebenaceae
Product: agamous-like MADS-box protein AGL80
Exons: 1
Coding region: 1-513 (170 amino acids)
Molecular function (GO): protein dimerization activity; DNA binding
Source: RefSeq, a predicted model, not a curated record
AUGGCCGGAAAGAAAGUGAACCUCUCCUUGAUCCCAAAUGAGGAUGAAAGGAGAAGCGCCUACCAGGCAUGGAAGAAUGACCUAAUGAAGGAGGCCGAGAAGCUGACCGCCUCGUGUGGAACUGAGGCUUGUGCUGUCAUUUUGGAUCCUCUCAGUGAUGAAGUGGACGCGGUUUGGCCCUCCAACAUGGGGGCUCAGCAAGUGAUCACAAGGUUCAAGACGACGAUUGAGUUGGAGCAAGCCAAAUCCAAGCAGAACCAGGAGAGUCUCACUUCCAAGAAGGUCAUCGACAAGGUGGAAGAGAAAUUGACCGAACAUGUGGAGGAGAACAGGGCUAAGGAGAUGCAUCGCACGAUGAGCCAGUGCAUGGUUUCUAGAGAGCAAGUGAAGCAGCUGGGGUUGGAAGAUUUAACUGAGUUUAUUUCGUUCUUGAACACCAAGAUAAAGGAGGUUGAAGCAAGAAGGAAAGCCCAAGGGGCUUCCCUUCCUCAAGACAUGGCGACUACAAAGUGA